AUGACAUCCAAAUUCCUCCGCUUAAACUGCAACUUCCUCUUCGCCCGCCCAACCGCGCGGCUCACCUCUACACCCUGUUUGCUCCGCCAAAGCAUCGCCUCUACCAACGACCUAAGCAACCACAGCACUCGCCCUUUUUCCCUAACCUCUCAGCAAGCCCUCCAGAUCGACUCAAACUUCAUUUCGCAAAUCACAGCCGCCGAAAAGAAAAUCACGGGCAGCGACAACCCCGUAGCCAACGGCCCAACCGCAAAAGCCCAAGCCCACGUCGGCCAAACGCUCACCGCAGCCAUAAUCCACGACAUCACCAUGGGCGAGAAGACCAUAACCGGGAGCGAUGAGCCGGCAAAAGGCGGUCCCACAUCCAUCGCUCAAUCAGCCUUGACAUCUGGCAACAGCAACAACUCUUCUGCAAACGCAAACACAUCUUCACCCCCGACGACGACGACGACGACGACGACAACCCCGUCCGGCACCCUAGAUUCAGCCACGCUGCACAAAAUCACAGAAGCCGAGAAGAAACUCACGGGCCAGAACCGUCCGGUGAAGGACGGCCCGACGGCGCAGGCGCAGAGUCAUGCAAAGGAGCCGAUUACCAGCCAGGCGCUGCAUGACAUUACCGUCGGCGAGAAGAAAGUGACGGGUGGGGAGAGGGUCAAGGGCGGUCCGACGGCUACGGCGCAGAGCGAGUUGAGCAAGAGUCGGGCUUGA
Molecule: messenger RNA, 711 nt
Organism: Bipolaris maydis ATCC 48331
Lineage: Eukaryota; Fungi; Ascomycota; Dothideomycetes; Pleosporales; Pleosporaceae
Source: RefSeq, a predicted model, not a curated record